Sphaerodactylus townsendi is the source of this 2712-nucleotide messenger RNA. RefSeq names its product sphingosine-1-phosphate receptor 5 (gene S1PR5). NCBI's taxonomy places the organism in Eukaryota, Metazoa, Chordata, Lepidosauria, Squamata, Sphaerodactylidae. The transcript is spliced from 3 exons. The record is from RefSeq and is a predicted model, not a curated record. Gene Ontology annotation, cellular component: membrane. The coding region runs from base 355 to 1509 and encodes 384 amino acids. Gene Ontology annotation, biological process: G protein-coupled receptor signaling pathway. Gene Ontology annotation, molecular function: sphingosine-1-phosphate receptor activity.
CAAACCUGAGAGAGCCUGGCUGUCUAAACAACAGAGGAGGAGGGAAGCUGCAUGCAAGGAGACCUCAGUCUGCGGAAUGGUGAAGCGGACUAUGGGUAUGAUGAGACCAGCAUGGUGGUGUUUUGAAGAUUCCUGACAGUUUUGGCAGGUUCCUUCAUGAUUGUGAGUACCGUGACGGCUUCUCCUGGACCGGAAUGGGGGAAUGAGAAUAUUUGUGAAAUGGCAGUAUUGCUCCCGUGGGACAAGCACAACAGAGGCACGGCGUGACGUCAGGUGGGGUGGGAGAGAACACAUAAUUCCGCGUGGACCUGCAAGAUGAAGGGGGGUGGGGUUGUCGCAUGAACUCCCAUCAUCAUGGAAUCUCUACCCUCUUUGGUCCAGAUCUCCUCUCAGGAGUAUCACCACCCCAACAGCAACAUAAUUUCCCUGCACUAUAACUACACAGGGAAGCUCCACAAUAGGAAGUACAGGGGAAGCUUCCAAGCCCAAGCCGUCGUCUUCCUGGUGGUGUGUGCCUUCAUUGUGGCUGAAAAUCUAGCAGUUCUGCUGGUCAUAUGGAGGAACAAGAAAUUCCACUCGCCCAUGUAUUACCUGCUUGGGAAUCUAGCCUUGUCAGACUUGCUAGCUGGAGUCACCUACUCUGCCAAUAUCAUCCUAUCAGGGCCCAGCACCCUCUGGCUGACUCCCGUCCAAUGGUUCCUGCGUGAAGGGGGGGUCUUUGUCACCCUUGCCGCCUCUGUCCUCAGCCUCUUUGCAAUCGCCGUGGAGAGACACAUCACCAUGAUCCGGGUGCGACUCUACCAUGGGAACAAGAAAGGGCGCAUGCUGUUGCUGGUGGGGGCCAGCUGGGGAGCCGCCAUCUUGCUUGGACUGCUGCCACUCCUGGGCUGGAAUUGCAUCGGUCGCCUUCCUGAGUGCUCCACGGUCUUGCCUCUCUACUCCAAGCAUUACAUCCUCUUCUGCAUCAGCAUUUUCCUAGCCAUCCUCAUCUCCAUCGUGGUGUUGUAUGCCCGGAUCUACUGCAUGGUCACGUCCCACAGGCAGCGCUUGGGCUACCUUCACAAGGGCGUGCUCAAGAAACCCAAGAAGGACAUGUCCUUGCUGAGAACUGUGACCACCGUGGUGGGCAUGUUCAUUGCCUGCUGGCUGCCCCUGUUCCUCCUCUUACUGCUGGAUGUCACAUGCCAAACCCGAGCCUGCAGUGUACUCUACAAGGUGGAUUAUUUCCUGGGCUUGGCGAUGAUUAACUCUCUACUGAAUCCUGUCAUUUAUACCCUGACCAGUAAGGACCUGCGGCAGGCCAUCUUCAGGCUGAUGUGCUGCUUCUUGUCCAUUGCGCCGAGCACAGAGGAGAGCCGAGCCAAACGCUUUGGCCCCCCCAUAUUGGAGGGCAGCACCAGCAAAUCAGAACAAUCCUCCCACCAGAAGGAGGAGCCCAAUACUAGUCCAUUAGUCAGGAAUGGCACCCCCACUGCAGGCAAGACCUUAGUGUCAAAAGCUGCCUCUUGAAUUGUUCUGUUGUGAUCUGCUCUGGGUGACUGUACUGGGGAACAGGUCACCAGGAGGUAAAACAGCCAGAGGUGCGCAUUCUGGUGGCCAGAGAGAUCAGUGCCCAGGUGGAAAUUCUGCUAGAGGCUUAGGCUGGAGUGGCAGGCAGGAAAACAGAGCAAGAGGCAGGAAGAGUUGGGGAUUUGGGUUCAUGGAAGGCAUUGCAAUCAGAACAUCAAUCUAACUGUCACCUAGGCAGAGAUUGAACCCUGACCUGGAUGCAUUUACACCCAACCAGGCUAAGAAGAACCAAUAGAACCCCUUAGUGGAUGGAGGUACUCUGGGAUCAGGGAGGCCAAUUCUGCCCCUUUCCCUCAACAGUCUUGAGUGUCUCGCCCCAAUAUUCAGCAUUCCUCAACUGUAUUCCCGGUCACUCCUGACACUGGAGGUGCAACAUCAGGAAGUUGUUCCCGAUCAUCCAUAUUGGGGAACUCAAUUCUGACAGAAGGUGGUUGGGCACAAACCCCCAGUGGCUGUCCUGGGUGGAACCAGCCGCUAAAUGUCAGGAUAUGCAUGACACUUCAGCAUUUCAGGCAGGAGUCGGGCAUAACAGGAUGCCUUUUUAAAUGAGCAUUUUGUUUGGAAACAUUUUCUUGCCUCCAGUCAUGCAAUGAAGAUCCAGCAGCAGCGGCUGCUGUUGCCAAAACAUUUUUUUUAACCUUCACAGCCCGUCAGAUCUCAAAGGGUCAGUCAGAUACCCUGUUGGGCAAAAGUCCUACCCAUGUUCCACAAAUGCUGGUGAGAGCCAGGAAAGGUGUUUGUUUUCAGAUGCCAUGUCGCCCACUGGGGACCCUGAUCUAGAGGGUGAUGUACAGACAGACUGGAAAGGGGCUAGACAGACCCAAAAGUCUGAGCAGCCUCUUGUCAAACAACUGCCCCUGGUUUCUGAGGCCUCCCUCCAAACUGCUUCACCCUGGGCCUUUCUGCAGGGUAACGUUUUCUACCAAAGAGCAGAAGGGCUAGGAAGUGUGUCUAGACUAGACUGGAUCCUUCUCACCAGCGCAGGGUGAUUUAUAAACCAAGCAACAUGUUCAGUGUUUUCAAGUGGACACAUCUCAGUUCACGUGAUGCUGUUGUUAAAUUAAGAAUGCCUUUGGGCCAAACCUAUUUGAGAUUCUUUACCAUUUUUUUUAAAUAAAAGUCUUAAUAAAAUGUCUUCUUAGA